Molecule: messenger RNA, 804 nt
Organism: Guyanagaster necrorhizus
Lineage: Eukaryota; Fungi; Basidiomycota; Agaricomycetes; Agaricales; Physalacriaceae
Exons: 16
Coding region: 1-804 (267 amino acids)
Source: RefSeq, a predicted model, not a curated record
AUGUCAGACGUCUCGCUCAACAGCACACUCGGUGCAUUCGUUAUCGGUGCUGCCUUAGCCAACAUAUUCGAUAUUAAUGAUGUUGCUAACGAUGAGCACGUAGGGAUUAUCUGGGUCCUAGAUACAAUCGACAUUGCAGUUACUACCCAUGUUUGGUAUUUCUAUUCUAUCAAGAACUUUGGGGAUGUUCAAGCUUUUACUCAAGGUACCAUCGUGUGGUCGCUAUCCGAGUCUUUGUCCAAGGAGUGUAUGCGCUACGCUUAUGGAAACUUGGACAACACCUUCAUCAAUGGAUACUGUGGCUGGUUGUUCUCGUCACUGCAAGCAACGCCGGUUGUGGGAUAUCUUUCGGUUCCUAGCUUCUCCCAAACACCGUCCAUCAGGAACGCUCUCAUCUCGUUGUUUGCCACCAGCAUAUCAGCCGAGUUCAUCUUAUCUGUUGCGAUGAUCUACACUCUGAAUAAGGGCAGGACCGCUUCAGUGUUUCCCAACACCAUUGCGACACUUGUAACAUUAAUGCAGAUGGUUCUAAUAUCAGGGUUAGCUACGAGCUUGUAUUCGAUGUUCAUUCUAGUCACGUUUGUCGUUUGGCCAGAUACUCUCAUAUUCCUUGGCGUCGACUUCUUCAUCAACUCUCUGUUGGCUAUGCUGAAUGCAAGGAAAAUGAUUCGAAAUGUUGAUCAAUCCUUCCGCCUACAAACGAUUGACUCCUCUGGAUUGGCUCAGGAAGGUCUACAGGACCACUGUAGGAAGGAUAAGCAAGCUAUUGUUGUAUCAAUGGAUAUUGAGUCAGAAACCGUUUAA